Molecule: messenger RNA, 423 nt
Organism: Naegleria gruberi
Lineage: Eukaryota; Heterolobosea; Eutetramitea; Acrasida; Naegleriidae
Exons: 1
Coding region: 1-423 (140 amino acids)
Source: RefSeq, a predicted model, not a curated record
AUGUUCUACAACAAAAUUUCAAUGGUUGAAUUUGCAAAGCCUUCAAAUAAUUCCAACUCUAAAAUAACAAAGAAACAACACAAUAAUGUCCAAGUAAAAGUAACACGUAUUGAAACCAAUGAUAUCAAUCCACAAAUAUGUAAAUUACAACCCUAUGAAAGUCAAUUCUACAUUCAAAAACCAAUUAAAAGAAAUAAGAAACCAGACGAAACUAGGAAACCUUCACAAAUGAAUAAUACCACUAUCAUUACAUCACCACCUCCACCACAAUCAACACUACCAACAAUAUCAUCAACAUUAUGUGAGUUAAAUCAUGUUGAUGGUAGUGAUUAUCAAAUGACUGUUAAUAAUAAUCAAAUAAUGACUCAAGCAAAGAGACCAAUUAUAAGGACAUCAAUUUCAAUAAACGAACUAUUAAAUUAA